Centruroides sculpturatus (bark scorpion) is the source of this 3141-nucleotide messenger RNA. Its product is annotated as tensin-like. The transcript is spliced from 19 exons. The coding region runs from base 965 to 3013 and encodes 682 amino acids. NCBI's taxonomy places the organism in Eukaryota, Metazoa, Arthropoda, Arachnida, Scorpiones, Buthidae. The record is from RefSeq and is a predicted model, not a curated record.
UAUUAAUCACGAAUAUUCUAACGUAACUUUUAAAAAAAUUCUAUAAGUAUAUCCAUUCUCGUCAUGUAAAUACACCCGGUUGGGUUUGUUUAUAAGAAUAUAGGUCGUCUUAUAUAGUUCGAAAAAUAAACGCACUUUAAAAAUAGUCUGUUAAAUUAGCACAUUUAAUUGAUUAAACACGUGUAUAAACUAAUCUAUAAGAAAUUAACGAAUUUAAAUGCUUUUUUAUAAUAAUAGACUACUGAAGCUAUUGUAAAAUGUAAUUUUUAAUUGGACUAAUGUAUUUAUCAUCCGCAUUAGUUACAUACACAAAAUUUUGUCAAGAUGUCAAUUUUAUUUAUCUGCUAUUCGUUUCUUAUUUAAAAGUGGGCGUUGAUUAGCAGAAACUUCAGUUUGACCUUCACUGUCCAGCGCCUUGAACCCUGCAAAGAGGAUAGUGUUACUUUUCUUUCUCCAUUUAUGCUGUGAAAGAUAGAUUGAUAAUAGCUAAAAAAUUUUAUCAGCACAAAUGAAUUUUAAAGAUUUUAAUAGAAAAACAUUUUCUGAAAAAAGAAAUAUAUAUUGUUUUCGAAAAAGACAUGUUAAAAUGUAUUGUAUGUUGUAAUUUCUUUUCCCAUUCAAUCGAAUCCAUACCGGAAAAAAUCGUAUUUUCUUUUUCCAAUCAUUUAGAACUGUCUAAAAAUAUCUGCAAUGUUGAAAUCCGAGUCCUCUCUGAAUUUACACUCGACCUCCAACCUCUAUGUCGGUAACGGGACACUUGUGAAGUACCAAAUUCUGUCACAUGCGCACGCCAAUGGCUCCUCCCUUCCCUCACUGGCCACUUGAAAGCAGUGUCGAGUGGAAUUAGAGGCAGUAGGUUUAGGUGGCCCAUCGAAGAUGUAAUGGCGGGACGGGUGAGAACAGACGAUUUGGGUGGAUCUAUGGGGAUGCUUUUAGAUGGGCACUUUAUUGGUGUUAUAUAACAAUGGGUAAUUGCAUUGGAAGAUCUAAGCGACGCUUUCGUAGUCCUUCUCCCGAUUGUCGAUGCUCUUGUCAUCGACAAAAUGGGAAGAAAAAGGUUAUCGCAGCUUGUGAACCAGUAGUCAACUACGAAUUGCAAAGUCACGAAGGAGUAAAGUUAUCCCAUCCAAGACGGUCGAGAAGUCCUGGCUCCCAUUCACUUGAAAGAACAAGAGGCCCAAGGAUUUAUGAAAGACCAACAAGUUUUAUAAUGGAUAUCAUGUAUGUUACAGAAAGGAUUAUUGCUAUCACAUUUCCAGAAAUGGGUAGCAAUGCUCUUUAUAAAAGUAACUUAAAAGAAGUAGCACACAUGUUGAAAACAAAGCAUGGAACAAGAUAUAUGGUAUUUAAUUUAUCGGAAAGAAGACAUGAUUUAAUUAAACUUAAUCCUCAGGUUUUAGAUUUUGGAUGGCCACAAUAUCUAGCACCCCCUUUAGAAAGACUAUGUAGUAUUUGUAAAUCUCUUGAUUCUUGGCUUUCUCAAGAUCCCCAACACAUUGCUGUUUUACACUCUAAGGGCGAUAAAGGAAGAACAGGAAUAGUAAUAGCAGCCUACAUGCAUUAUAGUAAUAUCUGUGCAAGUGCGGAUCAAGCAUUGGAUAGGUUUGCAAUGAAAAGGUUUUAUGAUGACAAAUUAUCUAGAGCAAUGCAUCCUUCACAAAAAAGGUAUAUUCACUAUUUUGCUGGGCUGCUUUCUGGUGCAAUUAGAAUGAACAAUAGUACACUUUAUUUGCAUCACAUUAUCAUACAUGGUGUGCCUAAUUUUGAUUCCAAAGGAGGCUGUAGACCUUUUGUAAAGAUAUAUCAAGGGAUGCAUCCUAUUUAUACCUCAGGAGUGUACAUUGUUACAGAAAGGUCAAGAAGAAUUAUUAUAACUGUAGAACCUUCAAUUCAGUUAAGAGGAGAUAUCUUAGUAAAAUGCUAUCAUAAAAAACAACGUCCUGCAGGUCGUUCUGUUAUUUUUAGGGUUCAGUUUCAUACAUGUACCUUAGAUAGUGAUCGUCUUGUCUUUUUAAAAGAAGAACUUGAUGAUGCAGCAUUUGAUGCAAGGUUUUCUGAAGAUGGUAAAGUAGAACUACAGUUUUCAUAUCACCAAGGGGAUUAUAAAGGCAAUGGAUCCAUUCAUGAUGCUAUGGUACCAGUAGAUAAUAGCUAUGAUCCGUUAGUAAGAUCAGAUUCAUAUGAAGCUUUUGAUCUAGCACCAGAAGAUCAUAUAGAAGGCUCUGAAGAAAUAUUGGAAACAGAUAGAGAACAAGUUCAUCAUACUGAGGGACCAUUGGAUGGUAGUUUGUAUGCAACUGUUAUUAAGAAAAAGCCAUUAAUAAUUACAUCAUCAUCAUCAUCUUCAUCACCACCAAAUAAUCAAGAUAAUUUAAGUGAUGCUGAUGGUCCACAUCUCAGUAUGGACUCGGGAAUAUCAUCUGCAUCUGGUAUACAAGUAACAGCUCAUUCUCCCCCUCUUGCAACAAAACAACAAGCUCAAGUGAAUGGAAAUAUCACUCAAACGUCUGGUAUUAUUCAAGUUGAAGUUUCUCACAAGACUGAAGUUACUGUUGGACAACCAAACAUGUCUCCUCCAAAAGAAGAAUGUAAACAAUUAGAUGAAUUACUUAAUGGGAUGUUGCAAGAAAUACAGUCAAUUCCAGAUCUUCCUCCUCAUAGUUUACCUAUUACCUACUUGCCUGUUUCUAAAUCAUCUCAUGAACAUUCUACACAAGAUAAACCAUAUAAUGAAACCAAAUCUCAACUUACACAACAAUUAGUGCCAAGUAAUGUACAAAAUGUUUCAUCAUCUGUGAUAAGUGUUAAAGAACCAAAACAAAUAGAUAUUUCUAAUAAAUCUCAUGAAGUCAACUUUACUUCUGAUUCAAAAGAUAGUAAGAAAAUGGAAUUUUCUACUAAUUCUUCAAGUCAACCAUCAGAAAGUCUCCAUAUCAUGCCACUAGCACAUUCUCAGGAACAUACAACUGGUUCUUUCAAAGAAUGUAUCUUUGAUGAUCACAGAAGAAGUUGAAGUUUCUCACAAGACUGAAGUUACUGUUGGACAACCAAACAUGUCUCCUCCAAAAGAAGAAUGUAAACAAUUAGAUGAAUUACUUAAUGGGAUGUUGCAAGAAAUACAGUCAAUUCCAGAUCUUCCUC